This is a messenger RNA of Aspergillus steynii IBT 23096, 2046 nucleotides long. RefSeq lists its product as uncharacterized. The record is from RefSeq and is a predicted model, not a curated record. The coding region runs from base 1 to 2046 and encodes 681 amino acids. Lineage: Eukaryota; Fungi; Ascomycota; Eurotiomycetes; Eurotiales; Aspergillaceae. Gene Ontology annotation, molecular function: mRNA binding. Gene Ontology annotation, cellular component: exon-exon junction complex. The transcript has 2 exons. Gene Ontology annotation, biological process: mRNA processing.
AUGGCUCCGCGUCGUCACAACAUCGGUGCGAGCCGGCGCAGAAGGCGAGAGGAGGAGGGCGAGGAUGAAGGCUCGAUAAAUGGGGAAUUGGAUGAUGACUCCCUGAGUGAAGGCUCGGGUAUCAGUCACCAAGAAGACGACGAUGCCGAUGGCGAGGGAAGUGAUGAUAGCGAUGAUGAGGUGUCGAUUUCCCCGCAGGGGGCCGACACCAAUGGCCAUCCGGUCAAUGGCCGUGUGCCUCAGGCAAGUCACCUGUCGGGGAGGCCUCGUUCUGCCUCCCCCGGCAAACGGGCUGUGGCCAACGCCAUCUCCGACACCGAGGCUAUGAUGAACGGGAUGAAGAUAUCGGGCGAGACAGACGAGGUGGCCGAGAUCCAUUUCGACCACAUGAAAGGGGAGACGGGCCAACAGACCGGAAGGACGCCGUCCGCGCCGCCCACGGAACCGAGAAGAGAAACCUUUGCCGAGAGAAAACGUCGUGAGCAUGAGAAGUACUCGAAGGAGAGAGACGAGAACCCGGCGUUCGUGCCGACGCGGGGAAGCUUCUUCCUUCACGAUAAGCGAUCUACGGAGUCGAUGACCAAUGGGUUCAAGCCGUUCAACAAGUCGAAAUCGAGGCCCUAUGGCCUGAUUGUGGACGGAAACGUGCGCCGGCAUCCCGUGAAACCAGCUGCUAGCGGAGGGCAAUGGACUCAUGAUCUCCACGACACAGUUGCUGGAGACGAUACACCCGCAUCUACAUUCCCUACUGCUCCGGCAGCUGUCUCCAACCACCCUCCGAGGCCUGUCCCCACGGCUCCCAGGUCAUCCCCUCCGAACAGAUCGUUUUCGAGUACGACCCUGAUUGGGAACGUGCCUGUUGUGGUUUUCCUGCCGGGCAUGACUAGCUCCGCCUCGUAUCCUGCGGUGGCGAAGAAACAGCAUACCCGUUUGCCCCAGCACCGGCCGCCUCUGCGUCGAGACAAGCCUGUUCGGAUUUCGCUCCCGGGACAAAACCCCAGAUAUAUAUUCCCUGCCACGGAACGAUCUUUCAUAUUUAUACCGCGGGCACUCCGACCUAACCAGCAGGCUUUCCGUGGCCGUGGCCGAGGGGGGUUCUAUGGAGGUCGGCGCUCGAGUAUUUAUGGCGGCUCCUCCUACACCCCGAGUGUCUCGAUGAGUCGAAGGUCGUCGGUCGGAAAGACUGCCUCGCAGGAAGGGUAUCCCUCACCGGCGGGCUCGGUUCUCUCACGGCAUACUAUAUUAACGACGGAAAAUGGCAAACCGGUCGUUCGGCUCCCUCCACCUCGUCCCCCUGGAGGAAUGCCACCUGCAGGUGCAGUGGCAGCUCAAUCUACCAUGCCACCCCCUCUUCCUCAUCCACAGACUUUGAAUCCCGCUUAUCGUGAGAGCCGCCCGGCUCCAAUCCCUAUGCAUCAACCUCGUCCCCAGAAGGCAGUUUCUGUCGCCGACAUUGAAACGCCGGCGAGCUUUUCCUUCAACCCCCCUCAGCCCCAGCAGGAACAGCCGUUCCAUCACCAGGUGCCGAUGCCCGCAAACGGCCCCAUGUAUGCCCCAGAGGCUUCCGGUCCUCUACCUUCGGCUCAUUCAUCCGUGACCCCGUCCUCCCACAUACCCGAUCGUGCAAUCCAUGCUCAACCGUUCCAACCAUACGGAUUCCAACAGCCCCAAGCUUACUACCCGGCUCCCUAUCCGGCCGGUACGGUCUUCUAUCCGAAUUCCGGGGGCGAGUACGCGCCGUACAAUGCCGGCGGAGGUCCAGGCGCCUCGGUCCCGUCAUUCCCUCCCGGGCAACACGCGCAAUACAUGGUUCCCGGAGCUCACGCAUCAACUGAACAAUCCUCGCAAGCGGGGACCGUUGCCCACGAGGCCGGCGGCACGGUGUACUUCUACGACGCCAUGCAGAUGCAUCCGAACUCGUCUUUUGCGGUGCCCGGUGCUCCCGGGCCUAACGGAAUUGUCGGGAUGGGUGGCAUGAUGACACCUCCCGGUCCAACCUAUUACUAUCCUCAACCUCCGGGCGGCGUUUACUAUGCUUCCCAGUAA